UGUUGUUAGAAAUCAGCAUCAGGCCACUGCGGAGGUGAUGAUGUAGUGUGGGAGGCAACUUUUGCCCGACUUCGACUUCCCAGACUCGGUCUUUCUUGUGGGACGAAAAAUUCUGCCUCUAUACAUUUUAUUUCGCAAGCUUGGGCAGCAGUGUUGAAGUUGUAGCUGGGCAGAAUUAUCAAAGGCCGCGCUGAGCUUCUUUAAAGGGCGCAGGUGUUUCUGUUGUCGUUCUGGUGGAGUGAAGUUGUGCCUCGGCUCUGCUCGUCCUUUGGACCACGUUGCAGCGACCCCGGACAGUGGUGCUGAAGCGGAUCAUGUGGCGGGUUUCAAGCGAACCAGUCGCGUGCAGCAAUUCCCUGUCCAUGUGCUGCAUCGUCGAUCCAAUAUGGACCCACCAUUCGUGAUCUUCGUCUAGAAGAACUGCGGAUCGCAAUUUCGUCGCAAGUCACCAGCCGGCCCCGGGAAGCAAGUACUUACUUGCCCACGAACGCUUCGUGCUUUUCUACUCGUCUGGCAGUACUUAGCUCUUGUCGUAACGUACGUACAGCAGCAGCAGCUCAUACGCGAUGGUGGUCGGCGUCGGCCGGUACGACAACCUUCCCGCCUCCUCUCCCUACGAGCACGACGACAACAGCGGUUCAUCUGCGGAUCUUUUGCAACAUUCCACGACAAACGCCGUGAUUGGAUCGACGACGACUACCAACGGCUACAACGGCUUGAACCGUGGUCCUGAGAUGCUUUACCAGCAGUCCUUUCACAGCAAGACCAGCUCGAAUUACGAAUCCGUCGACUUUCAGCAGCAAGUUUUGAUGUCGAGCUCGUUUCCAAGCAAAAACCACUACCUGCAGCCAGGGACCAGCAACAGUGCCGGUAGUCAUCAUGCGUCCUUUGCUGGUGGUGUGCCACAGCAACCGCAGUACAGCUAUGUGCAGCAAAGCACUGCAGGUGUAGUGGGGACGAACAUCCCGCCAACUUUCGCCUACAACCAGCAGAUGGCUGCGGCACAAGAUCACCAGGCAAUGCUGCUCCAACAACAGCAGCAGCAGCAGCAAGCUCCGCCUCCGCCGCCCCAAUACGCGGCACAAAGUACUACCCAGUCGACGUCCUCGUCCUCCGCUCCGAAGUCGUACAAUGCGGAGAGGGUAAUUGGCAACGGUUCCUUCGGGAUCGUGUACUUGGCCCAGGUGAUGCCCGACCAGGAGUACGUGGCGAUCAAGAAAGUUUUUCAGGACCGGCGCUACCGCAACCGGGAACUGCAGAUAUUGCAGGACCUGCAGUGCGCCGCGGAAACGGAUUUCCCGCACCCGAACAUAAUCAAACUCAUAUCGCCCUUUCACACACAAGUAUGAUUUUUGAAUACGUUGUGUGUGGUCACCUCUCUCAUGACAGCCAAGCCGUGCCUUUGCUCCACGUGAAAAGUAGCACUUCUGAACCAAGUUUCCUGUUUUGAGAUGUAUCUGUAUGGCUUGCGCGUAGUAACUAUACAUUACCGUCAAAAAAACCUAUACAGGGCGACCCGCAGCGCGACGAGCUGUUCCUGAAUCUCGUGAUGGAAUACAUGCCGGACACGCUUUUCAACGUGGCCCGCCACCUGCGCGACCGCAACCCGCUCGCGAUGCAGUACCAAUACGGGACGAGCUUUUCGACCCGGCACGGAGCGAACAACCCGCAGCAGCUGCAGCCCCCGCGCGGCGCCGUGCCGGAGUUUUUCAUCAUGCUGUACACGUACCAGCUGCUACGGGCGCUUGCGUACUUGAAAAGCUUCCAGGUCAUGCACCGCGACAUCAAACCACAGAAUCUGCUUGUGGACAUGCAGAAGCAGCACGUUUUGAAGUUGUGCGACUUCGGCUCCGCGAAGAAGGUGGACAGUCGGAACCCCUCGGUGCAGUACAUUUGCAGCAGGUAUCGGAGGGCUAUUUCAAGAUUAAACUAGAAGGCUGUUGCUUUAGUCAUAGUCUGUGAGCAGUGUGCUGCAUGUCCAAUUACUUACAUUAACAUCCAAAUUCCUGUUUCUGUUCUCAUGCUUCCAAACUUACAUUAAUUAUGUCCCGCCCCUGCGCUGGUGCAGCAGCCACAUCUUGUCACUUAAUAUUCAGAAUACUUUAUAAUCGAAAGGUAUUACCGCGCCCCGGAGCUGAUUUUCGGAUCGCAAACCUACGGCUGCGCGAUUGACAUGUGGUCCGCGGGGUGCGUGAUGGGCGAACUGAUCAACGAGGGGCGGCCGAUUUUUCCCGGACAGGGCGGCGUAGACCAGCUGAUCGAGAUUGUGAAGGUGCGGGGUACACCAAAGAAGGAGGAGCUCGCGGACUUGUGCGGCAACGUUCAUGACUACUGUCGGUUCGAGUUUCCACCGAUAAAAAGCAAGCCGCUGACCUGGAUUAUGCCAGAAUAUUUGAGGUGAUAAAAACUUACGAGCAUUUGUCUUGCGAUUCAUUCUUUCGCGAUCGCGCCGGCCCGCGCGCAUCUUCCACUACACCAGCCUGCUGAUUUUGCUAUGCACUUUUUUUUGCACACUAGACUGAAAAGGCCAUGCGUACGCUUGAAAAAUGAUCAACCCCCCCAGGCACCCGACACGUCUCUCUUCCCGGUGGCAGCAGGGAUUCAGCCUGUUAGACCGCAUGCUGCUGCUGAACCCGAGGCAGCGUCUGGAACCCCUCGUCGGCCUAGCAGAUCCGUACUUCGACCGGCUGCGCAUCGAAAAGUGCUUCGACACUCCUAUUGGUACGGCGUUUGCCCCCAAGGGCUUGUUGCAGUUCACGCAAAAGGAAUGGCAACAGGCGGACAUGCUCGGAAUCCCGCGGGAAAGACUACUACCAAUGACUGGCGCUUCGCAGUCGGCACUGAGGUCAACGAGCAAUCACGCGCAGGCCGGAAACAAUGGGUCGAAGUAAAGGCUACCUAACGGUAACGUUGACUAGCACGAUUUUUACGGAAAUUAUGCUGAAGAUUAGUUUGAU
Messenger RNA from Amoebophrya sp. A120, 2957 nucleotides. The record is from the annotation of a GenBank genome assembly. NCBI's taxonomy places the organism in Eukaryota, Dinophyceae, Syndiniales, Amoebophryaceae.